This is a messenger RNA of Sorex araneus (European shrew), 3527 nucleotides long. It is a transcript of the gene APLNR, whose product is annotated as apelin receptor. Gene Ontology annotation, cellular component: membrane. The transcript has a single exon. Gene Ontology annotation, molecular function: G protein-coupled receptor activity. Gene Ontology annotation, biological process: immune response; G protein-coupled receptor signaling pathway. The coding region runs from base 337 to 1482 and encodes 381 amino acids. The record is from RefSeq and is a predicted model, not a curated record. Lineage: Eukaryota; Metazoa; Chordata; Mammalia; Eulipotyphla; Soricidae.
CCAAGGAGGAGACAGACUCUGGAGGGCUCGAGGAAGUGUCUGGACCGACUGACCGAGGCUGGGGCCAGCCAGACGCAGGGUGGCGGCGUGGCGGGCAGGGCUGCAAGGCCCGGCUGCUCUGGGGUGCCUGCAGCCUGCCGGCCGGCCGGGGCUCAGCCCGGGACACCCUCUCCCGCAGCCUGCUGCCCCUCCGGGCACUCAGAGGGGAGGACACUUGCUGAGUGGCUGAGCCAGCUACCGAAACGGUCAUCCUCCCUCCCUGCAUCCCCGGGACCCCCCCCACCCCCCCUCCUCGCCCGCUCACCUCCACCAUCCUCCCCACCGGUGCUCCCCAGCAUGGAGGAGAGCGGAGACUUCGACACCUACUACGGCGGGGACAACCAGUCGGAGUGCGAGUACGCCGAGUGGAAGUCGUCGGGUGCCCUCAUCCCCGCCAUCUACCUGCUGGUCUUCCUGCUGGGCACCACGGGCAACGGGCUGGUGCUCUGGACCGUGUUCCGGACCAGCCGCGAGAAGCGGCGCUCGGCUGACAUCUUCAUCGCCAGCCUGGCCGUGGCCGACCUGACCUUCGUGGUGACCUUGCCGCUGUGGGCCACCUACACCUACCGCGACUACGACUGGCCCUUUGGGACUUUCGCCUGCAAGCUCAGCAGCUAUCUCAUCUUCGUCAACAUGUACGCCAGCGUCUUCUGCCUCACGGGCCUGAGCUUCGACCGCUACCUGGCCAUCGUGCGGCCCGUGGCCAACGCCCGGCUGCGGCUGCGGGUGAGCGGCGCCGUGGCCACGGCCGUGCUGUGGGUGCUGGCCGCCCUGCUGGCCGUGCCCGUGCUGGUCUUCCGCGCCACCGGCGACCUGGAGAACAGGACCCGCGUGCAGUGCUACAUGGACUACUCGCUGGUGGCCAGCCCCAGCUCCGAGUGGGCCUGGGAGGUGGGCCUGGGCGUGUCGUCCACCGCCGUGGGCUUCGUGGUGCCCUUCACCGUCAUGCUCACGUGCUACUUCUUCAUCGCCCAGACCAUCGCCGGCCACUUCCGCAAGGAGCGCAUCGAGGGCCUGCGCAAGCGCCGGCGGCUGCUCAGCAUCAUCGUGGUGCUGGUGGUCACCUUCGCCCUCUGCUGGAUGCCCUACCACCUGGUGAAGACCCUCUACAUGCUGGGCAGCCUGUUGCACUGGCCCUGCGACUUCGACCUCUUCCUCAUGAACGUCUUCCCCUACUGCACCUGCAUCAGCUACGUCAACAGCUGUCUCAACCCCUUCCUCUACGCCUUCUUCGACCCCCGCUUCCGCCAGGCCUGCACGUCCAUGCUGUGCUGUGGCCACCGGGGCCGCUGCGGGGCCGCCGCCCACAGCAGCAGCGGGGACAAGUCUGGCAGCUACUCUUCCGGCCACAGCCAGGGCCCCGGGCCCCACUCCGGGAAGGGCAGGGAGCAGACGCAGGAGAAAUCCCUGCCCUACAGCCAAGAGACGCUGGUGGUGGACUAGGGCUGGCGUCUGAGAGAAAGUGGGCAGGGGGGCGGGGGUUGGGGGGGUCACCCUCCGCCUGGCCCUGGCUCUUGGGCAGUCGCGGGGAGAGCAUGGGACCUUCUCCCUGGCACUUGCUCUUUCCCCAGGCUCCCUGCCUCCUUACCGCCCCCAUCCCACCCCUCUUCCUGCCUUGCUCCCCUCCUUGUGUCCCGCUCAGAGCUGGGGCUCUGUGGAGGGAGAUGGAACCCCCCCCGCCCCCCUGCCUGAUGCUGACAUUGUGCAUCACAUCUCCCUCCCCCACUGGCAGAAAACAAGGGAACCCCAGUGCUCCCCGGAAAGGCAAGGCAAGCAUCUUCAGGCUUUUACUUUCUGCUCCUUGUUCCUCUCUCCGCCUUCUUUCUGCCUCCAGCCCCCCCUGCUCUCGCUCUCUUUGCUUUCAAAUCCUCCUCCGUGUUCCCUUGGGCUCCUAAGGGUUAAGAAUCCUGCCGCUGGGGAACACACCCUGUGCCCUGAGUGUGGGAGAAACUCCCAGGGGCAGGAAGGAGCUGUGGCUGCCCUGGGCAGAGCCAUCUCCAGGACCCCCCCAACCCCCCACCCCCCUGCCAUGCCCCCCACCAAACUGUCUUAUUUUAGGCACUGGGGUUAGAGCAUCCCAGUACGGUGGUGGUGGUGGGGCUGAGAGGGUGGGGGGCUUCCGAUAGUGUCUCCGUGAUACUAAAGAAGGAUGCUUGCUGCAGCUUUCCCCGUUGGCUGUCCUGCUGCCCCUCUGCGGGGAUUAGGGGGCCACGGGGCUGGUGGCUGCUCAGUGCCCCCCAGCGAGUGGAGAGUUGGGCAGGGAGAAAGGAGAAGAGGAGGGAGGUGUUUCUUGUCUGCACUGCCCCCCCCCACCCGUUCCCCACCUCUCACCAUCCUCCUUUCCCCUACAUGCCUUCCUGCAGGAUUAUGCUACAGCAUGCUUUCAGCUCCCUACCCAUCUCCAGGGACAAAUUUUUUUUUGGGGGGGCACUGGUGCUCCCCGGUGUGGUGCCCUGAGCUCCUUUGGGGGAGGGUCUGCUGUGUGUCUCUUGAUCUGUGCAGGCAUGAGCCCGGCAGGAAGGGCCCCCCGAGUGUGUCCCUGCACCCCUUGGACCCUGCCUCCCCUCCCCUCACGCCUCUGUGCUUCCCAUACAACCUCUGUGAGCAGAAGAGACAAGAGAUGCCCCCCUCCCCGCCCCCCGCCUGAGAGGAAGAGGGCGUGCACCCCCAAGGUCGGGAGCUCUGACGGCUGGUCCGUGCUUUGAGAGAGAAGUCGAUGUGGGUGCCAGGCCCAUAGCUUAGGGACACGGGGCCCUGCUGUGUCCCUGAGCGCCCCCUAACCCCCGCCCCGGGUUUCUAGAGAGCCUAAGGAGGCCGGUUCAGGGUCCCCCCCAACCCUUUCCCACUCCCCCUCCCUUGGGGUUUAUAGUGGUUCCCCCACCGGCCCUUUUCCCAGGCUCAGGGCUCAGCGGCCACCUGUUUGCUUGGGGGUGUGGGUUUUCGCACCUCACCGUCAGGAUUGGAGCCCCCCCCCCCCCGCCCCCGGUGCUCCUGCUGGGCUGGGAGCCGAGAAACAGCAGCAGCAGCUGUGUGUGUGUGUGUGUGUGUGUGUGUGUGUGUGUGUGUGUGUGUGUGUGUGUGUGUGUGUAUGUGGGGGGCUGAUGGCGGCUGCAGAGAGGCCUGCAGGGGAACGUGCCAAACUGACCUCGGGGGCCUUGGGCUUGAGAAGGGGGUGCCCAUGGCGGGGUUUGUUCUCGGAUGACCUGGGCCUGAAGGGCCGAGCUGUGGACUCGGAGCGGGCGUCCGCGGGAUGCAGGGAGCAGGGGGAGGAGGACAUGGAAGCGGCUCUCUGGCCACCCCCAGCUGGAACCGUCCAGGGCUCACAAGUUAUCCUGGAUUGUUCUCCCCAGCAGCAGCCUGAAGCUUCGAGAAGGGAAGAGGGUGCGCGCGGACAAUUGCUGGGGCUGAUUGGUGGUCCCGGGCAGAGGGCCGCCCCCUCCCCACCCGCCCCUCCCUCAGAACAUCCAUGCUGCUUUCUGACCCUUUUC